AGGAGCCUCUCAGCAACUGUCUGUCUCCGCAAGUAACCUCUCUCUCCAGCGUGGCACCAUUUCUACAGUACAUAAGAGUAGAGGAGUGGGCUUUUUUAGCGGAUGAAAGCUUCAUUGCUUUGACAAAAUAUACACAGUGAAAACUCGUAUGCAAAGCGCCUGAGGAUUUACGGAUCUAUAUCUGUUAAUAAACGCGGUAUUUUGGUUCAUUUCUCGACGGCCCGGAUACGGAUAGAGAGAUUCAACUCGGGUCCUUUCGUCCUGACAUGGACACAGGAACUGUACCAGAAAGAAAAGGGUGAGCUCGGACCGGAGGAAGGAGAAGUCCAGGGAUGCAGCGCGGAGCCGGCGUGGGAAGGAGUCGGAGGUUUUCUACGAGCUGGCCCAGGAGCUGCCCCUGCCCCACAGCGUCAGCUCCAGCCUGGACAAGGCCUCCAUCAUGAGGCUCAUCAUCAGCUACUUGCGCAUGAGGAAACUGCUGAGCACUGAAGAGCCAAUGGCAGAGGAGGAAACAGAUCUCGAUGCCCAGCUCAACGGCUCCUACCUAAAGGCUUUGGAGGGCUUUCUCAUGGUGCUGUCGGAAGAUGGAGAUAUGAUCUAUCUCACCGAGAAUGUCAACAAGUGCCUGGGGCUGGCACAGUUUGACCUGACUGGAUACAGUGUGUUUGACUUCAUUCAUCCCUGUGAUCAGGAAGAGCUGCGGGAGAUGCUGGUGCACAAAACAGGCUCUAAAAAGACCAAGGAACCAAACACAGCACGCAGCUUCUUCCUCCGAAUGAAAUGCACUCUCACAAGCAGGGGCCGCACUGUGAAUGUCAAAUCAGCUGCAUGGAAGGUGCUCCACUGCGCCGGUCAUGUCCGUGUGUAUGACGGCUGCACUGAGGAGACUCCCAACGGGCACAAGGAGCCCCCAGUCCCCUACCUGGUUCUGAUCUGCGACCCCAUCCAACACCCCUCCAACAUCGAGGUCCCUCUGGACACCAAGACAUUUCUCAGCCGCCACACAAUGGACAUGAAGUUCACCUAUUGUGACGAGAGGAUCACUGAGCUGAUGGGUUAUGACCCGGACGACCUGUUGAACCGCUCUGUGUAUGAGUACUAUCACGCUAUGGACUCAGACCAUCUUACCAAGACUCACCACAACUUGUUUGCAAAGGGCCAGGUAAGCACAGGCCAGUACCGGAUGUUGGCUAAAAGAGGCGGCUUUGUGUGGGUGGAAACACAAGCCACUGUCAUCUACAACAACAAGAACUCUCAGCCACAGUGCAUCGUCUGCGUCAACUUUGUGCUUAGUGGCAUCCAGGAGGAGAAACUGGUCUUGUCUCUGGAGCAGAUGGAGGAUGUGAAGCCAGUGGAGGAGCAGCAGCAGGAGGAGGAGGAAGUGAAGGCUGUGGUGGAGAUCAGCGAGUUGGUCAUGUCCCCGGCCCUGAAGGAGGUGGAGGAGAAAGGCCCAGAGCUGGAUGUGAUCAAACUGUUCACUCAGACGGCAGAGGCCCAGCCGUUUGUGAGCCUGUACGACCAGCUGAAGGAGGAGCCGGAGGCCCUCACCCUGCUGGCCCCGGCUGCCGGAGACGCCAUCAUCUCCCUGGACUUCAGCUGCCCUGAUUCAGAGAUCCAGCUGCUGAAGGAGGUCCCUCUCUACAACGAUGUAAUGCUUCCCUCCACCAGUGACAAGCUGGCUCUGCCUCUCUCCCCUCUGCCGCCGUGCGAGCCCCUCCAUGUCAGCACCAUCAGCUCUGAGGCUGCCAAAGCUGAGAGCUUUCCGUCCAGCACCUUCACCAGCCUCAGAUCAACAGAGGCUGGCAGUCUCAUGGACUUUUGUUUCCCCAUGGACUCGGAGAUGAAAUCAGAUUCCAAACUAGACUUUGUGGAGAAGCUGUUUGCCAUUGAUACAGAUCCCAAGAACCUCUUCACCACACAGGCGAUGGAAGACUUAGAUCUGGAGAUGUUGGCUCCCUACAUCCCCAUGGACGAUGACUUCCAGCUGCGCAGCCUGAGCCCAGAGGAGCCUCUCUCCUGUGGACCUGUCAAAUCCCUGCAGAGCUCUCCAAUCCACAUCACACAGGACAUCCACAGCUAUCCCUUCUCCCCGGUCAGUGCACCAAGCAGCCGCACAGCGUCCCCAGCACUUCUCAGGGCCCCUCAAACGGCCCCCAUUAUUGCUAUGAGGACCCCACAGCUGGACAAAGAAGUCUCGCUCAGGACCCUGGCAGCCCAGAAUGCACAGCGCAAAAGAAAAAUGGGUGACAUAAAAGAGAUUAUUGGACAGGGUACUUUGCCCCAGGAACAAUUGGAGCAGGGCAAAAAGCUGAAGGCCUCAGAGUCAGGAACAACCAGGACCAUACUCCUGCUGCCUUCAGACAUGGCGAGCCGUCUGUUGGGCUGCACAUCGGAGAACACCAGUUCCCUCUUCAGCCUGCCGCAUCUGACCCGCGACGACUGCGAGGUGAACGCCCCGCUGCAGGGCCGCCAGUGCCUGCUGCAGGGAGAGGAGCUGCUGUGCGCUCUGGACCAUGUCAAUGUCAUCUAACGUCAAUUGGAGUCUCUGCCCACUGCUGGACACUACAAUUUCUCCCUCAUGUUGUCACUCCCUCUGCGUGACCCUAAAUGUCUCCCCCCUCCCUCUCCUCCCCCCUUAAUUUAUGUAUCUGUAUGAGUUUGACUAUAGUCCGCUGUUCGUGCACCCAUGUGAUAUCUGCAGCAUUCCACCGUGACAAACACCAUGGCAGCAUCUGGGUUUUGGUGCAAGGGGUUCAGGCAUCACAAGAUGUCCAAAUGUCGUUUUUAUUGUUUUUGUCUUUCCUCUCUUCCCGGGGAGUCUCUCAGCACACAACGCCUCGACAGAUUACCCUUUUUCCAGCAGGUCACCACAGACCCUGGCACUACUGCCAGCAGUGUAUUGUAAGCUUCAGUCGCACAAUUUAUAUUUUCUUAAAAAUAAAAAUAUUACCAGCAAUAUAUAUUAUGCCUUUUUAAAGUCGUUUUAAUGGGAUUUGAACCUUUUUAUUUUUCCUCCCAUACUUGUAUGUUGUAGUACUCGUACUUAACAAGAUGUCUUUAGUCCAGAAAGUAUGAACAUAUGUUUUAAACCGUAGGUGGUUUGAAUGUUAUCUCCAUUUAAUAGCUAUCAGUUUUUUAGGUAAUUUAAUUGUGUAGCAGUCCAGUACAUGUCACUUUAUUACUUUACUGUAAGUGUGCGUUACUGUACUUUACCAGGGAAAAUUGUAUUUACUCAGUUGGGCUUCACAGCUUCUUAGUCUCAAGGUGAAAUCUGAGAGUAAGCGCCUCACUUUGGUUUUUAAUUGCUUUUUUUCUCUAACAUGAAGUGAAUUCAUGUUUUUAGUUUUGACUGUGCGUGACAGACUAUUUGACUUGUGUGAUCACUAUCAUGUUAGCAAUUGUGAGUUGUCAAACUUGUUGGCUCAGUUUAAUACCAUUGAUCCAUGCCAUAUUAUUGGGUCGCUCAUGCUUCUUGUUGCCGUUGAAUAUUAAAUGGCUUGUAUGGGGUA
Messenger RNA from Gymnodraco acuticeps, 3509 nucleotides. It is a transcript of the gene hif1aa, whose product is annotated as hypoxia inducible factor 1 subunit alpha a. Gene Ontology annotation, molecular function: RNA polymerase II transcription regulatory region sequence-specific DNA binding; DNA-binding transcription factor activity, RNA polymerase II-specific; protein binding. Lineage: Eukaryota; Metazoa; Chordata; Actinopteri; Perciformes; Bathydraconidae. The record is from RefSeq and is a predicted model, not a curated record. The coding region runs from base 440 to 2530 and encodes 696 amino acids. The transcript has 15 exons. Gene Ontology annotation, biological process: cellular response to hypoxia; regulation of transcription by RNA polymerase II.